UAUCAAUUAGUUACAUGUCACUUGCUUGUGUCCAAUGUUGAGUUGUUGUUGUUGUAUUGCGGUGCAUUAACAUAUUAACUCCAGGCACAAAAGUAAAUCGAUAUGACAUCACCAAACACACACGGCACGUCCAUAUGUAUAAUCCAGCCGUUGCUGAAGCUCUCGAACUUCCUGGCCAUAAUACCUCCCUUCAACUUGGUCAAGUUCAGCAAGAAGAAGAGAUGCUCGAAGACCUACAAGGUGUACACCGCCUUCGUUCUGGUGAUUUAUUUAAGUUUGUACGGGCUGUCGGUGUACGGGAGGCAAAUGGUGGUGUUCUCCAUGUUGGCCAUACCCAUACAAAUCGUGGACCACGUCGCCUACGCCACGCUGACUCUAACCAACACCUUAACCAGUGUCCAGUCGGUGUUUUUCAACUACGAGGAGUUCCGCAGCUUCUUCGAGAAGACGUUGAAGGUCGAGUGCGACGUGAAGAUGAGGAUGUUGUCCAGGAGGUCGUUCUUGAAGCUGUUCGUACCUUACGUCUUGGCCGUAUUAUUCCUGAUGCUCGUGGAUGGCUUCAUCUGGAUGCACUCCUUGGGCUGGGUCAACUUUCGUUGCUACAUUCUACGUGACAUACAGUACGUCCAUUUUUGUAUCAUUAACUUCCUGAUGUUCACCUUGGCACGUGUCAUUGAAAAAAGGUUUUCAGCAUUGAACACGUUGUUGCCCAUAGUGGUUUAUAGUCUUCAGAAUCCGGGAUUCAAGAAGGAAUACGGAUUUGCCGCCUUGAUCGACGCCGACAGCAAAGACUUCCAGUACCAAGAUCUAAAAAACAUUGGGAAGUGUUAUGUACUAUUGUGUGAAAUGGUGGACACAUUCAAUAAAGUUUUCGGGAGUAUUAUCGUGUCGGUUGCCUUGUGUACCAUAGCAAUUUUAUUAAACAAUGCUAUUUUGGCAAUAAAUUAUUCGAUUAUGAGUGGAAAUGAUAUGGGUGGUACCGGAUUUGGAAUAAAUUUGUUAAUAUUGUGCUUAAUGUGGACAUUUAUGUCAAUGGUGCAAAUCAUCAUGUUGGCGUACGCCUGCGACGGAGUGGCCAGAGAGGCCAAAAGAACGCCGGAAAUCUGCUACUCCCUCCUGAACGACAUCCCAACAAUACCCAAAACUGACAAGGAUAAAAUUCUGAAGGAGGAGCUUCUUUUGAUAGCACAACAAGCCACGUGCAGAAGUCCAUGCAUUUCAGCUGCUGGUUUCUUCGUGGUCAACAAUUCAAUACUUGGGUUCAUAUUGGCCAGUGUCACUUCUUACAUUAUUGUCACUAUUCAGUUUGUAGGUCAAAAUUAGUGAUGUUUUAUUGUUGUAGAAGUAGUUUACGCACGUGUUUAACCCAAAAAUAUAGCUUCAAUUUGUAUUAUUUAGAUAAUAAAUAUAUACAGAGUG
Molecule: messenger RNA, 1419 nt
Organism: Aethina tumida (small hive beetle)
Lineage: Eukaryota; Metazoa; Arthropoda; Insecta; Coleoptera; Nitidulidae
Exons: 2
Coding region: 103-1323 (406 amino acids)
Biological process (GO): sensory perception of taste
Cellular component (GO): membrane; neuronal cell body; dendrite
Source: RefSeq, a predicted model, not a curated record